Molecule: messenger RNA, 207 nt
Organism: Gongylonema pulchrum
Lineage: Eukaryota; Metazoa; Nematoda; Chromadorea; Rhabditida; Gongylonematidae
Source: the annotation of a GenBank genome assembly
AUGAUUCUGGAAAAGCCACCAAUGCGACGAGCUGUAAGAGGACAUGAGAUGAUUCCUUCGUUGGAAAUGCCGAAUAUGCCGGCAGUUGGAACACCGCCUCGUGCAAUCUCACCUCGGAUUCGAACGGAUAUGUUUCGACGGAAGGACAGUCCAGGAACGGAUAAUGUUUCUGAUAUCUUCCAUUCUCAAAUUUUAUUUAUGGCUUAG